UUCGUAUGUUUGGAAUUUACGUCCUGUGUCGGCUGCCGUAGCUACCGGAGGAAGAAUGGCCGGCUGGAUGUGGUUUCGCUGCUUUUUGGGGCCUCAUCUCCAGAGAGUGCACCGUUCACAGGGGGAGUCCCGACCCGAAGGAAGAGCAGGGAGGAGGGGAUGGACUUAUCAACCCAAGAGCCUGGAGAAACACACUGACAGCAUCCUCGGAUGGGCAUCAGCUUUGUGGUCUCUGUCAUACUACAGCUCCCCUCUCGUCCUCUGCUACCUUUACAGAAAAGGGUACAUCUGCAGCAGUAAGCUGGUCCCAGUCAGUCAGUAUGUGGGAACAGUAAUGGUUUGUCUGCUGGGAGUCGCCUGUCUGAGAGGUUGGGGACGGUGGAGGAACUCAGAGUAUCAACAGUUCAUCUCCAUUCUGGAGGAAACCAGGAAGAACCACACGCCUAGCAACAAGAAAAAACUGGCCUGCUAUGAUUUUGACUUCUCUCACUGGCCGGCAGACUUUAGCUGGGAAGAAGUUAGCAAUCCGAAGCUGCUGUCUAAGACAGGAGUGUCUCUACUGAAGCCAGAGCCCAAACUAAGAGGGGCAGCAGACAGCGUGCUCAACUCUUUACGCACUCUACCAUGCCACAUUGUCAGUUUUCUGAUUGCCCACUCAUUUGGGAGGAGGAUGCUGUACCCUGGGUCUGUACUCCUACUGCAAAGGGCUAUGAGACCCAUGCUACAACAGGGCCAGGCUAGACUUAUAGAAGAGUGUGAGGGCCAGAGGAACAAGCUGGUGGCGUGUGAUGGGAAUGAGAUUGAUACCAUGUUUGUGGACCGCAGGAGAGACGAAGGACAGCACGGACAGACUCUGGUGAUCUGCUGUGAGGGGAACGCAGGCUUCUAUGAGGUGGGCUGUAUGAACACUCCAUUGGAAGGUGGAUACUCAGUGCUUGGCUGGAACCACCCUGGCUUUGCAGGAAGCACGGGCGUACCGUUCCCCCAGAAUGAGGCCAAUGCCAUGGAUGUAGUGAUCCAGUUUGCAGUUCACAAGCUGGGCUUCCAGCUCAGUGACAUAGUGGUGUAUGCCUGGUCCAUAGGGGGAUUCACAGCCAGUUGGGCGGUGAUGUCCUAUCCAGAGAUCCAAGCGCUGGUGUUGGAUGCCUCCUUUGAUGACCUGCUGCCUCUGGCCCUCAAGGUCAUGCCCGACAGCUGGAGGCCGCUGGUGACACACACAGUCAGGCAGUAUAUGAACCUCAACAGCGCAGAUCAGCUCUGCAAGUACCAGGGACCAGUGCUUCUGAUCAGAAGAACCAAAGAUGAGAUCAUUACCACCACGGGUCCAGAAGACAUCAUGUCCAACAGAGGAAACAACCUCCUGCUCAAACUUCUGCAGUUCAGGUACCCCAAGGUGAUGACAGACGAUGGAGUCAGGGCCAUCAGAGCAUGGCUGGCAGCCUCCAACCCCGUAGAAGAGGCAGCGGUGUACAGUAGCUAUGAGGUGGAUGAUGACUGGUGUGUGUCUGUACUGCAGUCGUAUAAGACAGAGAGAGAUGUUUUCUUCCCCUGGAGCGUUGGUGAGGACAUGACACUGGAGGGAAGACGGCAACUGGCUCUUUUCCUGGCACGGAAGUACAUGCGGAACUUCGACUCAACUCACUGCACUCCUCUCCCAUACUCUGAAUUCACUGCCCCUUGGAGACUGUAGAAAGAGGGUUGAAGGAUGGAUAGAAACGAGAAGCAAAGAGCCUGGCGAGACCAACCAAUCAGAGGUUUACAGAGCAUGUGUUAUAUGUAUCUAUGGGAGGUGUUAAAGGCAGCUUGACCCAGUCGGUAUUAGAACGUUGCGACCCUGCCCACUUGUGGGGAAAACAACCUGUGGUUACCCCAUAGCAAAAACUUGGCAUUUGUCUACUUGUUUUAAUCAAUUACAAAAUGAAAUGUAAGAAAUGUACAUGGCUAAAGAUUACUGCUCCAUGGCGUUCUCACUACUUAGAAAAAUGUAAUAUUGCCUCAUGCCCCUUUUUUAUGAAGAUGCUAGCGGCCGACCGGAACAUCAAGCUAGUCAAGACCAACGUUAUACAGCUACAAGUAGUGAGUGGAGUUAAACGAACUAUACUAAACAAGUUAAGUCUUACCUGUGAUAGCGCUUUCCCCACACAUGGCCUGCUUUCCCCACGCCAAAUAGCCUGAAGCCACAGGGCUCUUCCUUAACGUGGGAGCAUUGCGAACAGUAGGUUGUGAUUUUUGACCUUUCUACAUGUACAUUGAACACAGCAGCUUUUUAGCAUGUUUUAUUUCUGUACAAAAAUAAACUAAGUUGGCUCUUUUACAAUGGGGUGAAUGGUAAAGAAUUGUUGUUUUCACAAUGUGGGCGUGGUCUAAGGGAAUUCCUUAUCGUCUGAGUAUAAUACCUUGACUAUACCGCUCGCGUCGCAAAAUACAUUUAGAAAGCUAUAUUAUUCAAUUAUUGCACCCACACUGCUCGCACGUGUCAACGAGCGUUUGUGUUGCCGAGAGGUAAAAUAAAGUUACAGGACCCAACCCGGCUGCGCACGUGCGCCAUCGUGCAUAAAUGUAUUAUUAUUUUUUAAGCCUGGAAGGAGGAGAGACGACUAGAAACGAUUCGGUUGAGCGUUUUGUGUGUGGAUUAAUUGUCGAGGUAGAGAACCUUGUGCAUUUCAGGUAGAAUAACGUUUAUGAAUUGCCAUAAAUGUUAUGCUUUUCGACCUGUCCCCAAAUUAAUGUAAUUGGUUCAGUUUGUUUUGAUAUUUUAACCUGAAUGUCGUGAUCGCGUUUGGUGUGGGGGGACAAAAUACAUUUAUGCACGUUGAUGCACGCAUGCAGCCGGUUUGGGUUCCGUGUUGUAUUGGCUUUGUUCAUAUUUAUAAACUGGGUGGUUCCAGCCCUGAAUGCUGAUCGGCUGACAGCUAUGGUAUAUCAGACCGUAUACCACAACAUUUAUUUGUACUGCUCUAAUUACGUUGAUAAUGGCAAAUCGGGGGGUUGUGAUAUGGCCAAUAUACCACAGCUAAGGGCUGUAUCCCGGAACUCCGCGUUGCAUCAUACAUGAGAACGGUAUAUUGACCGUAUACCACACCCCCCUCGGGCCUUAUUGCUUAAAUAUACACUGCCGUCCUCAAGAAGCAUCUGGUACUAUGAGAACUAGAUAUUUAAAAUACUUCCUUCCAUGAAAUAACCAUUUAGCUCUAGGUAAUUCAUUAUUUUUUUAAGUAUCCUAUUGCCUUUGACUACUACAAGGAAGGAAAGAUGCAUCCUAAAGGAAUGAGGUCUUCUCUCCCUCUGGCUGCAUUUAAAAAAAACUGAAGCAGUUAUUCCAAAUAAAUUGGCUUUGAGCCUCAGAUUUAGCCUAGACACAAAGCUCUACUUUGUACAGAUAUAGCCAGGCCAUCCUCACUUUCUGAAGCGCUACCUUUUUUUUUUUGCGGACACUCAUUAUGAACAAAGCUGUAUCCUGAUAAUGCUCUUAAUGUUAAAUAAAAUGUUGACAUUUUAUUUAUGAAA
Salmo salar (Atlantic salmon) is the source of this 3507-nucleotide messenger RNA. Its product is annotated as phosphatidylserine lipase ABHD16A. The record is from RefSeq and is a predicted model, not a curated record. Gene Ontology annotation, cellular component: endomembrane system. Lineage: Eukaryota; Metazoa; Chordata; Actinopteri; Salmoniformes; Salmonidae. Gene Ontology annotation, biological process: monoacylglycerol catabolic process; phosphatidylserine catabolic process. Gene Ontology annotation, molecular function: monoacylglycerol lipase activity; glycerophospholipase activity.